This is a messenger RNA of Panicum hallii, 882 nucleotides long. RefSeq names its product protein GOS9-like. The record is from RefSeq and is a predicted model, not a curated record. The coding region runs from base 139 to 582 and encodes 147 amino acids. NCBI's taxonomy places the organism in Eukaryota, Viridiplantae, Streptophyta, Magnoliopsida, Poales, Poaceae. The transcript has 3 exons.
CCAGCAGCUCACCAGCACUAUAAAUAGGCAUGCAUCCCCGUUAGUUCAUAGAGCAACAAGAUCCGGGCAGCAAAGCACGCUCGUGACAUCCCUUAGCUAGCUCGUGGCAUCCACUGCGUACUUAGCAAACUCCCAUCAAUGGCGAUGAUUGCCGUCGGCCCGUUCGGUGGUGCUCAGGGUACAUCGCACGACAUGACCGGGACAUCCAAGAAACUUCAGAGCGUUACUGUUUAUAGCAGCAAGGACGGUGCCGGUGGACACAUCAACGGCAUCUCCUUCUCGUAUGAAAAUGACCAGGGGUCAACUACGUCGGUCGAUACGUGGGGCACAGCUGCAGGCUCAAAAGCUACGUUUACCAUUCCAGCAGGUGCGUAUUUGGCCAACCUCUCCGGCACAUUCGACAACAAUGUCAAAUCGCUGACUUUUGUCACUAGCGACGGGGAGCCAUACGGGCCGUACGGUGAUCCGGCAGCUGGGAAGGGUUUCGAGAUACCAAUGCAUAAGGGCGCCAUCGUCGGCUUCUUUGCUCAUUCCGGCGGGGUGCUCAACUCUCUCGGGGCAUACGUGGGUGCCCAGCCAUAGAUGCAACACAGUAUGCUACCAACAGUACUACCGGCCGGAACCGUUGGGCAUGCAUGCUGGUGGCCACCUUGAUGCCUUGUGCUGCUGUUUGAUUACUCAGCUGUGUGCAGUUUAAUACAAUAAAGUAGCUAGGGGCCCUACCGAUCAGUACUUUAGCAGUAGCUGAUGGAUGGAUUCCCAUAGCUGUCCGUCUAAGUGUGCUUCUUUAAGUUACCGCUUUGCUGUUUGCGUGUUGUUUGCACUGUCCUGAAUGGCUUUGUGAUGAAUAAAGGUCUUGGAACUUUGUUAUUUAUUUCCUCA